Pyricularia pennisetigena is the source of this 525-nucleotide messenger RNA. RefSeq lists its product as uncharacterized. The record is from RefSeq and is a predicted model, not a curated record. The transcript has a single exon. Bases 1 to 525 code for a protein of 174 amino acids. Lineage: Eukaryota; Fungi; Ascomycota; Sordariomycetes; Magnaporthales; Pyriculariaceae.
AUGUGCACCUCCUACUACGUGCACUACCACCAUCUCCCGACCUGCUACCGGCCGAUCCACAUAGCUCUGGAGUACGCCUUUUGCCCAGCUGCCACCGAAGCCGCCACCACCACAACCACCACCAGCACGUCCAGCCCACAGCAGCAAGGGACAGCAGCAGCAGCAGCAGCAGCCUCACAGGACUACCAAGACGGCCAGCAGCAGCGGCGCCAGCAGCGACAACCUUGUCAAGCUCUGCACCACGACCCCUGGGCGUCGGUCGACCUGGCGGACCCCUGCGCGGCGGGCGGCUGCUUCUCCGUCAGCCCCGAGUGCGGCUCGGGCCUGUGCCGGCUGAACGACCUGGGGGGAUGCUGGGCGUGCUGUAGCUGCGGGCGCGGCGGCAACACGUACCGCUGGUGCAGGCACAUGAUGAAGAAGAGCCCCGACACCUUUUGCUACCACACCUGCUGCGAGACCUGCACGGCUGACCCGGUCAGUGGUGGUGGUGGUGGCGUUUCCGAGGGGUGUGGCGGGAGGGGGUGA